AUGGUUAAAAGUGAUAUGCACACAACUUUUCCUUUAGUUUACCGUCUGGUUGAGUUAGCAUUGAUUUUAGCUGUUGCAACCGCAACCGUGGAAAGGGCAUUCUCAGCAAUGAGCAUUAUCAAGACCGGAUUGAGGAACAAAAUGGGUGAUGAUUGGAUGAAUCAUAGAAUGGUAUGUUACAUUGAGAGAGAUGUAUUUGUUACUAUAGAAGAAUCCAAAAUCAUUGAGCGAUUUCAAGGUUAUCGCACACGUAAAGGUGUUUUGCCUCGUCCUACACGUUUAGCGAUGUCUGCUAUUGAAGAUGUAGUCAUGGGAGGCUCAGAUCAACCAAUCAUUUGA
Molecule: messenger RNA, 339 nt
Organism: Triticum turgidum subsp. durum (durum wheat)
Lineage: Eukaryota; Viridiplantae; Streptophyta; Magnoliopsida; Poales; Poaceae
Source: the annotation of a GenBank genome assembly